AUGACUCAAGAUAAGAAACCAUUAAUUCAGAUAAAAGCUCUACCAGGAUAUUUUGCUGCUUAUCGCACAACUGAAUCAAAUGAUAUAGAUUCUACCAAGGUCAACCAUUUAGACCUAAUUAAUCACACGUCAUGGAAGGAAUUAUAUGCAAAUAUCCCAACAGAUACAGAUAGACAUGAAUACAAAUUAUUGGUAUUAGCAAGACAUGGUCAAGGCUAUCACAACGCCGCUAUUCUCAGAUAUGGUCAAGAAUUAUGGUCAAAGAAAUGGGGUGUACUAAAUGGAGACGAACAUGGGGAAUGGUUAGAUUCCAAAUUAACUCCGUUAGGUAAAAAACAAGUAAGUAAUACAGGUAAAGAAGUGUUAUUACCAAUGAUUCAAGAUUUAAAAAUUUUACCCCAUCAAUUUUUUAGUUCACCCAUGAGAAGAUGUCUUGAGACUUUUAUUGGAUCGUGGGAUCAUGUCUUUAAAGAGUUCCCUGAAUUGGUAGACAAUCAAAAACCAUUACAGGUAAAAAUAUUUGAAAAUCUUAGAGAAACACUUAAUACACACCCAUGCAAUGAAAGAGUCAAUCAUUCAAUCACAGUGAAGGAAUAUCAAGACUAUAAAACACCCUCUGGAGUAACUGUCCAUUGGGAUUACGAAGAUAAUUAUCCUGAAGAGGACCAACUAUGGUCUACCGAUCACUGGGAAACAAAAGAGGAAAUCGAUUUAAGAAUACGUGAUGCGUUAACCAGCGUAUUUGAAAACGUUACUAGUAACGACAAAUUAAUUUCAAUCACUUGCCAUUCAAAGGUUAUAGAGAGUAUUUUACGUAUCACUAAUCAUCCUGCAAUCCAUAAACUAGAUACAGCCAAAGUUGUUUGUAUAAUUGUAGAGAUUGAAAAGUAA
This is a messenger RNA of Arxiozyma heterogenica, 891 nucleotides long. RefSeq names its product phosphoglycerate mutase family protein. Gene Ontology annotation, molecular function: phosphatase activity. NCBI's taxonomy places the organism in Eukaryota, Fungi, Ascomycota, Saccharomycetes, Saccharomycetales, Saccharomycetaceae. Gene Ontology annotation, cellular component: cytoplasm. The coding region runs from base 1 to 891 and encodes 296 amino acids. The record is from RefSeq and is a predicted model, not a curated record. The transcript has a single exon.